GUCGGGUCGGUGGGGCCGUGCCGUGCCGUGCCGUGCCGUGCCGUGCCGUGCCGUGCCGUGCCGUGCCGUGCCGUGCCGGGGAGGCGAUGCCGUCCUACACGGUCACCGUGGCCACGGGCAGCCAGUGGUUCGCGGGCACCGACGACUACGUGUACCUGAGCCUGGAGGGGGCGGCGGGCUGCAGCGAGAGGCACCUCCUGGACAAGCCCUUCUACAACGACUUCGAGCGCGGCGCGGUUGACUCCUAUGAUGUGAAUGUGGAAGAAGACCUUGGAGAAAUUCAGCUAAUAAAAAUUGAGAAACGAAAAUAUUGGUACCAGGAUGACUGGUACCUUAAGUAUAUCACUGUAAAAACACCACUUGGUGACUAUCUGGAGUUCCCAUGUUACCGAUGGAUUACAGAUGAAAAAGAGAUUGUCCUCCGGGAUGGAAGAGCAAAGCUGCCCCGGGAUGACAAGACCCAGAUUCUCAAGCAACACAGACGCAAAGAACUUGAGGACCGGCAAAAAAUGUAUCGCUGGAAGGAGUGGCAUCCUGGCUUUCCGCUGAGCAUCGAUGCCCAUUCUCACAGCGAACUGCCCCGUGACAUCCAGUUUGACAAUGAGAAAGGAAUUGACUUCAUUCUGAACUACUCUAAAGCGAUGGAGAAUCUUUAUAUCAACCGCUUUAUGCACAUGUUCCAGUCCUCCUGGAGUGAUUUUGCAGAUUUUGAGAAGAUCUUUGUCAGAAUCAGCAACACAAUCUCUGAAUAUGUGAUGCAGCACUGGAAGGAAGACUUUAUGUUUGGGUACCAAUUCCUGAAUGGGUGCAAUCCUGUACUGAUCCGGAGAUGCACAGAGAUACCCAAGAAGUUUCCAGUGACAACGGCUAUGGUGGAGUGCAGUCUGGAGAGGAACCUGACCCUGGAGGAGGAAGUGAAGCAAGGAAACAUUUUCAUUGUGGACUAUGAGCUACUGGAUGGUGUGGAUGCCAAUAAGACAGAUCCAUGCACAAUACAGUACUUGGCUGCACCGAUCUGUCUACUGUAUAAGAAUCUGGAGAAUAAAAUUUUGCCCAUUGCAAUCCAGCUUGGUCAAAAGCCUGGGCCAGAAAAUCCCAUAUUCCUUCCAUCAGAUGCCAUGUAUGACUGGCUGCUAGCCAAAAUUUGGGUUCGCUCAUCUGAUUUCCACAUCCACCAGACGGUGACCCAUCUCUUACGGACACACUUAGUUUCAGAGGUGUUCAGCAUAGCUAUGUUUCGGCAACUACCCGCUGUACAUCCCCUAUUUAAGCUCUUGGUGCCCCACAUGCGGUUCACAAUAGCCAUCAAUACGAAAGCCCGAGAACAGCUUAUCUGCGAAUGUGGCCUCUUUGACAAGGCAAAUGCUACAGGUGGAGGAGGACAUGUACAAAUGGUGCAGAAAGCAAUGAAAGAUCUGACCUACAGCUCCCUCUGCUUCCCUGAGGAAAUUAAAGCUAAAGGGAUGGACAGCCAAGAGGAUAUCCCCUAUUACUAUUACCGGGAUGAUGGCAUUAAAGUUUGGGAGGCUAUAAAGAGUUUUGCAGAGGAUGUGAUUCACAUCUACUACGAGAGCGAUGAGGUGGUGUCCGAGGACGUGGAACUCCAGGCUUUUGUCAAAGACAUUUACGUCUACGGGAUGAGGGGCGUGAAGGCCUCAGGGUUUCCUAAAAUGAUCAAGACACGAGAGAAGCUGGCAGAGUAUCUGACAGUGGUGAUAUUUACCACAUCGGCCCAGCAUGCAGCUGUGAAUUUUGGUCAGUAUGACUGGUGUUCCUGGAUUCCCAAUGCCCCGCCAACGAUGCGCUGCCCUCCUCCGACAGAAAAGGGGACAGUCACCAUCGAGCAGAUUGUGGAGAGUUUGCCAGAUAGGGGCCGUUCUUGUUGGCAUCUUGGAGCUGUCUGGGCCUUGAGCCAAUUCCAAGACAACGAACUAUUUCUAGGCAUGUACCCAGAUGAGCACUUUGUCGAGAAGCCAGUGAAAGAAGCUAUGGCAAAAUUCCGCAAGAAUCUUGAUGAGAUCGUCAGUACCAUCACCGAGCGAAACAAGAACAAAAAGCUUCCUUACUACUACCUUUCCCCAGAUCGGAUUCCCAACAGUGUGGCUGUUUGAGCAGAUUAUCCAUGAGUGUUCAGAGGAGUGUAAAGCUAACAAGUGCUUUUCUAUUAAGUAUGCUUCUUAUCAAUGACCUUUCAGGAACAGGUAAAAUAAGAACCCUCCCCUUUCCAUCAAAGCUGACCCAUAGUUUAGUUUGACUUGAACAAACUAAAACAAACAUGAUUAUAACUAAUCUUACAGAUAAAUUCUAGCUGGCAACCUUCCAGGUCAAAUUUGUUCUAGAAAUCUUGGAAAAAUAAGCUCGUAUUAAUCUUAGAAUCAAUAUACGUGUUUCUGUCAGCUUUCCCUCUCCUGGUCAAAACAAUAAAAUCCCAGAAAGUAUGAGUCAAGCUGAGUACUGCCAUAUUGUGUGUGAGAGCUGGACAAUGACAGUAACAUGGAAUUGAAUGGAGAUAGAUAUUUUUAUAUUCACAUUUCACCCAUCUUCGUCAGUGAAAAUAAAUAGUAUUGGAAGCAAUAAGCAAGUCACAUUUUUUAAUUCCUUCCUGUUUUAAGGACACUUGGCAACACUGAUGGCAUAUGAAACCAAAGUCUUUAAAGUUUAUAUAUGGUUUUUAAUCCAGUUAAAACAAAUGUUAAAUGUUUUCACUACAACUUGGCAUGUCAUGGUUAGGAUGGAGGUAGAAGCAGGAUGCUUUCAUGACAUAGCUGAGGGGUUUUUUUAACCACUUUCUUACUGAUUUCAUGUGACAUGAGAUAGCCUGAUUCAUACAAAUCAAACUUUUGCACCUACAUAAAUUUACAUAUUUUUUCUACAAAACUUAUAAAGUUUGCUUCAGUCUCUGUCAGCAGAGUUUGCUGUCAUUCAUAUGUAUGGGCAAAUGUUUUGCUUAGCAUAACAGCGACAAAAGCAGGUCCAGCAGUGCUUAUGUAGGAUUUCUGUUUCGUUGCUGAGGCUGAUGUUUCUGUGGAUAGUUUAUUCUGCUUUGUGGGGGAAGUAGGGGUUAGUUUGCAUAGGGAUAAAAACUGUGGAGAAGGAUUAAUUGACAGCUUCUAAGAGGAAUCUUUGGAUUUGGCCAAAUAAUCACAGUCCGUUUCACCUUUGCUAGAAACAACCGAGUUUUACCUGUGUUUUCUUUAGACCUGGUUAGGUUCAGAAACUAGGGCUAUGGUUAAAGUUGGGGAGGAACACAGACAUAGUGAAAGUGAAAAUGAGACUUUGGAAAUUUGAAGAGUAAUAGUUUUGUUAAUAACACUUUUCAUUUAUUUUUCCCAAAAAUGUGUUCCUUGUACCAGCUUCUUCAGUGUUUUCUCAAUACAUAAGAAAGCUCCCUGUGCUAAUAAAAUAAAACUAAACAAUAAAAUCUA
Messenger RNA from Dromaius novaehollandiae (emu), 3425 nucleotides. RefSeq names its product arachidonate 5-lipoxygenase (gene ALOX5). Gene Ontology annotation, biological process: lipoxygenase pathway; linoleic acid metabolic process; lipid oxidation. Gene Ontology annotation, cellular component: nuclear envelope. Gene Ontology annotation, molecular function: protein binding; arachidonate 5-lipoxygenase activity; iron ion binding. Bases 87 to 2111 code for a protein of 674 amino acids. The record is from RefSeq and is a predicted model, not a curated record. The transcript has 14 exons. Lineage: Eukaryota; Metazoa; Chordata; Aves; Casuariiformes; Dromaiidae.